AUGUAUAGCCAUUUAUACCCAUGUAAUGCCAUGUAUUGCCAUGUAUACCCAUGUAUAGCCAUGUAUACGUAUGUAUAGCUAUGUAUACCCAUGUAAUGCCAUGUAUUGCCAUGUAUACCCAUGUAUAGCCAUGUAUAGCCAUGUAUAGCCAUGUAUUGCCAUGUAUACCCAUGUAUAGCCUUUUAUACCCAUGUAUAGCCAUGUAUUGCCAUGUAUUACCAUGUAUUGCCAUGUAUUACCAUGUAUUGCCAUAUAUUACCAUGUAUAGCCAUGUAAUGCCAUGUAUUGCCAUGUAUACCCAUGUAUAGCCAUGUAUUACCAGCUAUAGCCAUGUAUUGCCAUGUAUACCCAUGUAUAGCCAUGUAUACCGAUGUAUAGCCAUGUAUUGCCGUGUAUUACCAUGUAUAGCCAUGUAUACCCAUGUAUACCCAUGUAUAGCCAUAUAUUGCCAUGUAUAGCCAUGUAUAGCCAUUUAUACCUAUGUAAUGCCAUGUAUUGCCAUGUAUUACCAUGUAUAGCCAUGUAUUGCCAUGUAUUAUCAUGUAUUACCAUGUAUUACCAUGUAUCGCCAUGUAUUACCAUGUAUAGCCAUGUAUAGCCAUGUAUACCCAUGUAAUACCAUGUAUUGCCAUGUAUUACCAUGUAUAGCCAUGUUUACCCAUGUAAUGCCAUGUAUUGCCAUGUAUUACCAUGUAUAGCCAUGCAUUACCAUGUAUACCCAUGUAUUGCCAUGUAUUACCAUGUAUAGCCAUGAAUACCCAUGUAAUGCGAUGUAUUGCCAUGUAUUACCAUGUAUAGCCAUGUAUAGCCAUUUAUUGCCAUGUCUUACCAUGUAUCGCCAUGUAUUACCAUGUGCUGCCAUGUAUCGCUAUGUAUUACCAUGUAUUACUUUGUAUUACCAUGUUUUGCCAUGUAUUACUAUGUAU
Porites lobata is the source of this 926-nucleotide messenger RNA. NCBI's taxonomy places the organism in Eukaryota, Metazoa, Cnidaria, Anthozoa, Scleractinia, Poritidae. The record is from the annotation of a GenBank genome assembly.